This is a messenger RNA of Xenia sp. Carnegie-2017, 2415 nucleotides long. RefSeq names its product stimulated by retinoic acid gene 6 protein-like. Gene Ontology annotation, biological process: vitamin A import into cell. Gene Ontology annotation, cellular component: plasma membrane. The record is from RefSeq and is a predicted model, not a curated record. The coding region runs from base 216 to 1961 and encodes 581 amino acids. Gene Ontology annotation, molecular function: signaling receptor activity; retinol transmembrane transporter activity. The transcript is spliced from 20 exons. NCBI's taxonomy places the organism in Eukaryota, Metazoa, Cnidaria, Anthozoa, Malacalcyonacea, Xeniidae.
CAUGAUUAUAAAUGUUCAUUUUACGUUCCAGUGAUUAACGAUUGUGUUUACACUUGCAACAUCCACCCCUAUUUUGAAUUUCAAAUUUUGAUUAUUGCCACGUACAAUGCUUGUAAAGACGCAAUAUAUUGAUCCCAACUUUAAAUAAGAAUUUUGGGCAUUUCUGGAUUAAAUUAUUGCAUUACUUGACAAAGUUGAUAAAAUACUAAUAAGCAAUGAAUAAUUCAAGUUCGUCAUCCACAAGUGAUUCUUGUCAACCGGAUGGUAAUUAUCGUCAUUGGUUCUUGAUUCCUGCUGUUGCAAUAUUGACAAUAUUAGCAUUUUUAAAUCGUCGUAAGAGCUUUAAAACUGAAAUGUUUAAAGGUCGUCCUGGUGUUGUGAUUCCGAUAGAUUUUCUGGACAGAAAUCGUAACACAAUUGUAACUUUAUUUGGAGCAAUAACUGGUUCUAUUUUGUUGCUUGUGCGGAAUAAUUUUACUUCUCAUGACAAUCCUUGGGCUAAAGCCUUCCUGACCAUUUUAAUUUGUAUUGAGAUUGCUUUUCUCUUUCAUCCAAUCUUUGGAUGUUUGGCUUCACAUUAUCGUAUUCUUGGAUCAUUGUUAGGCUUUAGUUACAGUCUGUCGUUCUUCUUGGUUGAAAAUAUUCAAAAUUUUGAAUCUUAUGAAAAGUGCAAGGGCUAUACUCUUCCUCGUAUAUUGGAAGGCAUUCCAUUGUUUCUUUGUCAAUUAUUUAUUAUUGGCAAAUUUUUGAUCGUGUUGUUUAAAGAGAGAAAGAAUUUUGGUCAACUAUUCUAUGAUGAGACCAAAGAUAAUUCUAUCAAUGUAAAACUUUCAUUACCAUGGUUCAAUGAUUAUGUCAAAAAUAUUUUUUAUCCAAGACAAACACCUGACCACUCCAAAGUUUUAUCAUAUUUAAGGAAGAUCUACAAUCCUCAUAAAUAUUUUAAAUUUUCAACUCAUACUUUAUCUGUGUUGAUGGUUUGUUGUAUUAUUUUAUAUGGCGCAACAAUUCCUUUUAUUAUAAUUGUUGCUCAAUCCUUUAACGUUAGCGACCAAAAUUCAACUUCGGAAGACGUUAUUCGCGGCAUUCGUGUUUUAUUAGAUUGCUUAAUCGCAGCGUUGAUUCUCACGUUUUUGUUUUGUGCGCUCUCCCUUCUUCGUUUUAUGGAGAACCAUAAAAAUAACAUGUUACGAAUGUUUAAAGGCGAUAAAUCCUUCAUUCCAAAAAGAAUAGAAUCUUCACAGUUUAUGAUCGGAAAAUCUUUGAGAUAUCAAAGUUUUCAAAUUGGCUAUUUUCUUUGGGGUUAUUUGUUACAGUGGCUUAUGUUGUUCCUUAUUUGUGGAUUUUUCUACAGUCUAAAGUUUCCCAUUGUGCGAAAAUGGGUUUUGAAUCGUGUCAAAGUAGCAAGCGUUUUCUUUGCUGUGGGAUUAUUAACAUAUCUUACUCUUCCUUUGACUGCUGUGACAAUUUUCCGUGAUCCUGAUUACAAUAAAAAUGUAAUAUCCAUGAACAACAGGAACGCGUAUUUAGUAUUUUCAUAUUUUUGGUUCUUCAUUGGUCUUCCCAUGGGAAUAUUGUCAGCAUUGUCACGUAUUUUAAAAGCAAUGAUAAUUGGGCUUAUUUUGUUACCAAGAGUGGAUCAUAGUGUUUUGCCUGAGGGUUUUCAACGAUUAGAUCCUGGUUAUAUUUCGUACAUCGCCUAUCUUCAUGUUCAAGCUGCAUUUAGAAAUCCUAUUUUACGAGGAUUUUGUCAAACAAUUUUUGACAGAAAAAAUGGUAUCCGUCAAUGGAAAUGCUCACCUCAAGCCCGCACCAGGUGGUUCCUUGCCUUAACCUUGACCCGCAAUCCUGAGAUCAUCAGUUAUCGUAAAGAUAAGGAAAAAGUUUUAAAUGAUCCAGUUCGCACGAGUUCUUUGAAAAUCAAUUUGCCCAGUUCGGAUGAAACCAACUUAGUUGUGUGAGAUAUAGUUAUAUCCACGACAACAACGUUUUAGUGGGGAAUGUUAACAAUUGUUUGUUUUGUUUUUUAUAUUUACUUUCAUGGUUUGAUAGUUAAGGAGAUUGAAAAUUGAAGUAAUGGUCAACUCACAAUCCUCAGAUCAUCAGUUAUCGUAAAGAUAAAGAAAAAAUUUCCUAUGAUAAAGGAAGCGUCAGUUCUGAUAAAGAUAAUCCGUUCGGUUUGGAAAAAAACAAUUUAAUUGUUUGAGUUAUGAUUUUUUGUUUCGUUUGUUAUAGUUUUUUCAUAUUUACAUAGUUGAGAAGAUGAAUGAAACUAGAAAUGUAGUUUUCAAUUUAAAGUUCAAAUAUGACAGGUAUUAGAAUGAAGCGAUAGAGGUAUUUUAUUGCACAGAAAGUCCAUUAAAGUACAAGCAUUUAAAUUAAAAAAAUAGAAAUAAAAACAUUGAAACUGUGAAA